AUGUCCUUCCAAGUCCCCUACGAGUCCAGUCCGCCUGGGACACCAGACAAAGAUCGCUCUCGCAGCCUCUGGAGUAAUAUAUCGACAACUCCUGCCGGCCCGCCGCCCUCCACUGUAGGAUCAUUCGCGCAACCUACUUCCAACAUCAAUGGAGGCUCGCGCAUCAACUCCUUUUCCCGAAACGAGAACUCAUUUUCCACAAAUCAAAAUUCGUUUUCAAGGAACAACGAAUUCAACAACUCCGUCUUUACCAAGUCCGGCAACAUCAACACAAAUGACAGCAUUUUUGGAUCGUCCUUUGGGUCGACCGAUUACUCCAUGCCCAAACAGACCAAAGCACCCUCCUCCAAACCCUUAGGAAAAUCCAGUCUUCGUUUUGGUACGACAAACGAGAGCACAUUUGGCGAUUCGUUGAAUUUCGGCCAGUCCAAUGGGUUUGGAGUGUCGCAAAUGUCGGAUUACCAUGACGAGGACGAGAUGGAGCAGGGAAAACACCCCGAGGAAGACCAACUAGAAGAGGAAGAGAUGGAAGAAGAUCAAGAGGAAGAGACCGAGGAAAUGGACACAAGCAUGCAGGACCCGUCUAAGAAAUUCAACUUUUUGGAUUCAGCUUUCGGCAACCCCUUCCAAUCCGAGCCGUCCCUCGGUGCCCACCGCAAGCCCAUCUACACAAACCCAAGCGAUGCAAAGCGACCUAAGCUCGACGAACACUGGAGCAGCAAGUCUCCGAUUCGCAAAAACCUCAAACCCAAGAAGUCGUCCGCGAUGCCUUCCAUUCUACACACCUUCGCUUCCCGCUCGCGCAUUCCCGCUGUUCACGAGACUAGCGAACUCAUUCUAAGCACGGAGGACUCUCUCGGAAAGCUCUCCGAUGAGCUCAAGGCUGCGGAGUUCAGACAUGUCGAUUUCGAUGCUGUCCUGGCCAAUGUCUCUAAGGAAUUGGUCGAGACCUGGCAAGCCGCUGCCGACGAGAUUGGGAGUGACCGGCCUCACGGAGCCCAUACUGGUAUUGGGCCCGCGCCGCAAGCUCCCGAUCUCGUGAAAGCAACUUUCCUAGCCUCACUUCUUCUCCAGAUCCACCACCCUCCUCGUGAAGUUCCUUCUGUCGCAGGAAUCAACCCCAUGCGCACCGCUGGCUUGGUGAAAGCUGUGGGGCGACCUGCUGUCCCGAAGACACUGCCACGGGUGUUGCUGGAAUGGCUCAGUGAUAACCACGCAUCGCAAAAGAAGGAUCUCCAAGCACUGAAAUAUGUGGAACCCAACCCGACAGCGUCUACAAAUUUCUGGGACAUCAUCAUUGCAUCCGUUCUGCGCGGCCGCUUGAGCGAUGCAGCCGAGGUUCUCCGUUCGGCGGAUUUCAACUACGCCCGAUCUGCACUGGAAGAUGGACUUCCGCAGCCAGGCUACCGUGGUGCGCAGUUGCAGAACAUCCAGCGCUGUGUCAACAAGGCACUUCAGAUUCUCGAAUCAUGCCCUUCUGCCCAGUCCGACGAUUGGGAGGUUACUGGCAACGAGUGGUCCCAGUACCGCAAGCGCGUUCUUUCUGCCGUCAAUGACCUGGAAGACUUUGCCGAGGGAGAAGAGCGCGAUGAAUCGAUUGUCCCUGUCAAGGAAAACCGUUUCCAGGCCGUCAAUUUUGGCAUGUCCACUUUCAACCAAAACUUCAACCCGAACCCGGUUUCAUUCGCCCAGUCUGCUCGCAUGGCUGAAAGCCGCGUUCCGUGGUCAAUUUACCAAAGCUUGAGAUCUAUUUACCGAAUCAUUCUCGGCGACCCGUCCGCUAUCAAGGGUAAGUCUCAGGAUUGGGUCGAAGCCACAAUUACUUUGACAGCGUGGUGGGACGGCGAGGACGAUGGAGCGGGGUUGGACUUUGGCGCCAGCGAAGGCGAUCAUUUCCAAGAUUUCUUGCGCUCGCGUGGGCCCAAGAACCAGGUUCGCGCUGUUGAUCGUAACAUGCGUGAGGCCUAUCUCAAUCGCCUUGAACAAGCUCUCAGCCACACUACUACAGAUGCCUCCGAUAGCGCGGAUUUCCGUCCCAAUACCAUGAACAGUGUGGAAGUUGGUCUCGCAUCUGUCUUCGAAGGCAAUGUACAGGGUGUUCUGGAAUUGGUGCAGACUUGGUCUCUGUGUCUGGCUGCUGCUGUCGCAGAAAUUGCUAGUCAGGGUGGUUGGUUUGAGUCUGGGGCAACGCAGAAGCAGCAACCUGGUUUAUCCGAGAUCGAUCUCAUGGUUCUCUCCUAUGGACAGGAUCCUAAAUCCUCCACAACCUUGCGGAAGGAUGACAUCCUCCGCAACUAUGCUUUUGGACUUUAUGACCUGGACGUCAUUCAGGAUCAGAACGGCUCACGGGAGGGCUGGGAAUUGUCGCUUGAGGUUUUGAACCGCUUUGACGAUGCACGCGAGAUGAAGAAGGCUGUCUCCGAAAUCGUGGAUAAACUUCCUUUGGAAACCCCCGAGCAGUUGGACCGACUGGUUGUUCUCUGCUCGGAACUUGAGUUGGAUGACCAAGGACGUAGAGUCUCUGAGCGAUUCGGCGACAUGUUGACCUCGAAAUCCGAGAAUUUCGGUUUGGCCCUAGUGUGCUACGCCCGCGCCCAGAACCGCCGCAAGGUGAAAUCAGUUGUCGACCUUUUGAUUUCCUAUAGCUUGGUCCAAUCCCGCGCGUAUCCUGCCACAGCCGACCUCGAUGAACAACUCCGUUCCCUCAUGAAAGAACCGAAGGCAUGUCUCUCCUCGAUCGCCCAAAUCGACGAGGAAGCCGCCCGCAUUCUCCAGUUCUACCUCAGUGGCUACGCGACCCUCCGCCGCUUCUACGAGAUUCGCGACGAAGAGUUCGAGCUAGAAGAAGGCCAGCAGCCACGCUACAAGCCCCUGGCCCGUCGUCGCGCUGCUGCCCAAGCCCUCGCCGCCGUCAUCGGCAGUGCUGCCGAUAACAUUUACGGUGGCCUGUUCGACCCGGACCGCGACUCGGCCGUACAAGUCGAUGGUUUGCUCGCACUGCUUGGCGAAGCACUGGCAUUUGUGAAGCAACCAACGGCCGUCCUAACCGUCUCCCAACAAUUCACCAUCCUCUCCGCAAUUGAAGACCUCGAAACUGUCACCCCUCGCGUCUACGCCCAGUGCGAAGAAUGCUUCCGCUCAACACUCCUAGAAUACCACUCCUCCAUGCGCGGCGAAUCUGACCGCCCCUCACCCCGAUCCCUCCUCAAGAAAUCCGUCAACUUCAACGCAUCCACCUUCUCAAUCAUUGGGAACGAUAUUCUCGAGUCUGCGCGCACGCGCUCAGGCAAUGGAUCUGCGUCUGCCGGCGACUCGGCUGUUAUUGUCAGUGGUGAUGCGGAUCGGGGAUGGGAUUGGCGCGCCGGUUUGGCAGAAGACGCCCGGGGCGAGGACAUUCUGCGAAUGCUGCGCCUUGGAUUGGCUAGAGGGUUAAGUUGUGGUGCGCUUGGUGCAGUUUAG
Molecule: messenger RNA, 3459 nt
Organism: Penicillium soppii
Lineage: Eukaryota; Fungi; Ascomycota; Eurotiomycetes; Eurotiales; Aspergillaceae
Product: putative nuclear pore complex subunit Nup85
Exons: 3
Coding region: 1-3459 (1152 amino acids)
Biological process (GO): protein import into nucleus; mRNA export from nucleus; positive regulation of DNA-templated transcription
Cellular component (GO): nuclear pore outer ring
Molecular function (GO): structural constituent of nuclear pore
Source: RefSeq, a predicted model, not a curated record